Molecule: messenger RNA, 10855 nt
Organism: Rattus norvegicus (Norway rat)
Lineage: Eukaryota; Metazoa; Chordata; Mammalia; Rodentia; Muridae
Source: RefSeq, a predicted model, not a curated record
GGGGCUCCAGUGGAGCGUAGGCGGUGAGAUAAAGACAGGUACAGCCAACAACCAAUGGACAGCCACGCGGGAGUGACGUAAGCCAGGCUAUCAGUUCCAGUCUUGUCUUUCCAAAAAGGCCUGAAGCCAGGCUUACAAAGAUGCUGCGGUGGCCAUGCAUUUGAUACCUGGAACUCUUAGCUCUGCAGGAUGCCAGGACACAGUUGGAUACCUGGAACCCUUAAGUCUGCAGGAUACCAGGACACCAAAGGCUGGAACCCUUAGCCUUGCCCUGUCAGAAAAAAAAAAUCUGUGGAGACUGGUCUGUGUUAAGUAGUGCUUGCAGGGAGCAGGUCUUUGCCAAAUCGAGGAAAUGCAGCUGCCAAGUCUUGAAUGCAAACCUUAAAACCUCACAAACAUCAAGCUGCAGAAGAGUCUCCAAGUCCUAGAACUUCCCUGACAUCGAAUCAUAGAAAUUAAAACCCAACACUGUUGGCUUCUGGAAAACUGGUCACUUCAGAGUCCUGUGCUAAGGACCCUGGGAUCUUGAGCAGGCUGCACCUCCAUUUGACCCAUCGGUCUAAUAUAACACAGUCAUGAUGAGAUGGACUUCAAAGGGUGAGAACUGAACACAACUGUUUGUGAGAAGUGUUCGGCUCUGUGUCUGGAAUGUGGAAAAUUCUAGAUAAAUGUUGGCUACCAAAAUUAUUAUGGCUGUUUAAAAUCCUAAACCUUUGCAAACUGGAGCUUUUCUUCUCUUUUGUUCUUUGUGGAUUAUUUUUUUUUCUUUUUUCUUUUUCUUUUUUCUUUUUUUCGGAGCUGGGGACCGAACCCAGGGCCUUGCGGUUGCUAGGCAAGCGCUCUACCACUGAGCUAAAUCCCCAACCCCGUGGAUUAUUUUUUUUUAACACAGAAUCGGGCUAUAUAGCCCCAGGCAGCCUUACAACUCUUGAUUCUUUUGCCUCAGUCUCUGGGGUCCUGGGAUUACUGGUGUGUUCUACAAUGCUGGGUGAAACUGGGGCUUUUCAGAGUAGAAUGUUGCAAAGUUUAGAAUCAUCAGGCUUUGGUUAUAUUGUUUCUGACAGGACAAGGACCCUGGGCUGAUUAUGUAUGGUUGUUUUAUUAGUAACCAACAGCCGUGUGCAUGUCGAGCAGUGAGCUGCACACCAUCCUUUCUUCCCCUAGGCCUUCUUGGAGAUGCUGGCUAUAUUAACAUGGGGCCGGCCGUUAGGGCUGUUCCCAGGUGGGUGGCUGCUGGGUCAGAGUGCGCAAGCACAAACAUAAUGUGGAGAUACUUGCCUUCUCACUCAGAGACUCUCAGCAGAUUCUGGGAGCCAGCAAUUCUGAGACUCUUUGAUUCUGUGAAUUUGUGGUGGAAGUACAGCCCACUUUUUUCUCCAUGAAUUGCCUUCCAUGCCUUUUGCUUUCUAUGGAAAGAAAGCUACGGGAGUGUCUAGACCUCCUGAGCCUUGACAACAUGAAUGGCGGUGAUCAUGUUAACGCUCCCUAGGGAAGCACCGAGGCUUGGAGCAGAAUGAAGCCUCUGGAGACCAAGCACUAUCCCAUGUCACCCUUGGCUGCUUCUCAUUCACAUGUCAGGCUUCAGAUCCCUUCUUCUGUUCAACCCAGCAAUCCUCAAAUAUCUCCCGCACAGAAUGGUGUCUCUACCUGCCUCGGAAUGCCUUUGUGAUUUGACUUAUUUUCCCUCAGUUUUUUUUCUAACUCUACACACUUUUGUUUAAGAAAUUGUGGUUUCUCAUGAGCCCUGUUAUCUCAUUGAUACCUUUUACCUCUGUGGUGAGGGGAAGAAAUCAUAUUUUCAGAUGACUUGUAAAGGGCAAAGAAAAAACCCAAAAUUUCAAAAUUUCCGUUUAAGUCUCAUAAGAAAAGAAUAAACAAAGCGAGAGAGCGAAGAAAAAAAAACUACGAGAACCCCCCCACCCUGCGAUUAUCAGCACACACACACUCAUAAAAAAAAAUGGAUUAUUAGAAGAGAGAGGUCUGCGGCUUCCACACCGUGGUUUUUUCUUCUCGGUAUAAAAGCAAAGUUGUUUUUGAUAAUGUGGCAGUUUCCCACAAGCCAGGCUGAUCCCUCUCUGUCAGUCCACUUCACUCAGGUGAGUGUCCCUGCUCUCCCCCACCAGACACAGCUCUGCUGGAGAAAGUGGCAGGGAAGGAGUGUCAGGAGCCCUCCAGUACAGCCGGACACACUGCAGGUAAGGACUUUUGAAACUAAUACCACUCAUCCUAAAUGCCAGACAGCUGGAGCAGUUGGUCCUUAGACAGGGGCAAAAAGUACAUGGAUUGGUUGACAUACAGAUAGACAGGGUUUUUUAACAUGUGUCUAUCAACUGCUGGUCUCCAUGACCGCCAGAGCUUUGGACAACUCAAAUGUUGUCCAGCUAGAACUCGAAAGGAGAGCUGCAUCUCGUGUCUUUUCCUCCUGCUGUCCUCCACUUCUCUGCCUCUUUGCCUGGCUCUGUCUUUCUCCCUUCAGUGCCCAGUCUGUCUUUCCCAGGCUCUGACUGUAUUCCUGUCUAUCUCUUCCAGCCUGGCCACCCACCUUCCAUUUCUUUCCUCCACCUCUGACUCUUGGCUCGCCUUCCUUCAGCUGCUUUCCCACCUGCUAUCCAGCACAGAUAUUUGUACACCACCAGCACCUACUAAUGGCUCAAGAGCUCUGUUUUCCAAGAGUGAGCAUCAGUUCUGUGUGUCUUAGGAGGACUGUGAGCUGUCAGGUCAGUCUUGGCAUUUAACUGAACUUCUGCUUGUGUCAUAUAAGAACACCCUCGGUCAAGUACAGUUUAGCAAAGGACUGACUGUAUGACUGUGACCAGAAUCCAUGUCCAAGGAGAGCAGGCAGUUCAGGAUUAGGAUGAGCUGGGCUAUGCAGGCUUAGUGCUAUGGCCUGGGAUAUGGUAAGUUCUCGCUGUUUGCUAUAGUAUUUUUAAACAAAUUAGAAUCAUAGCUGUAUAUUGGGUUUGUUUCUGCUUUAUUCAAUCAAUAUCAUUUUGGAGCAUACUAAAAAAAUGAACACGUGAUCUUUUAUGUCCUCACAUCACCAUGAAUUUUGAUUGCUUGAAUUAAGGGCUGGGACAUUCGGGUUUUUUCUGAUUCCAAAGAUCUACACCUGACUCUUGGAUUGUGAAAAUGGAGUAGCUGGGGAAAAAUAAAUAAUAAAUACAAACUUUAACAAGUUUUGGAAAAGCAAUCUGCAGAGAGGGUAAAAACCUUGUCUUAUUUUGUUGUUUCUAUUCAAGCUAAUCUUAGGAGUGUGUUGCCAUUUUUAAUCCUUCCCCAUUAUAAGGAAAACUGACAUUGUUAAAGUUUGCAUUUUGGUUACUUUUAAUGACUAUUGGCCAUUUGUAGUCUGUGGGCUAGAGUUUCAUGAUCAUGAUCUUCAUCCUAAUAGAGUGCUCAUGAUUUUUCAAAAUUUUCGAUAGCUCUUAAUUUGGAAAGGAUAGUAACUUUCUAUUGGUUACAUGUAUAUGCCACACAUCUCCCUGAAAUUCACCAUCUGUAUUUUAAUUUUAUUCAUUUACUUAGUUUAUAGGCACACAUGUUUUGCAUGCAUGUGUACCAUAUGUGUGCCUGGUGCUCACAGAGGCCAGAAGAUGGUGUGGGAUGCCAUGGGACUGGAGUUACAGAGGGUUACGUGGGUGCUGGCAUUUGUGUGGCUUCUUUCAAGGGUUUCAUGUUUUAAAAGUCUUCUGCCACUUGAAAAUAAGGUGCUACCUCCUCUGGAAGAACAGCCAAGGCUCUUACCCAUGGAGCCAUCUCUCCAGCCCUGUUUGUGUAGGGGUUUUGUGUGUGUGUGUGUGUGUGUGUGUGUGUGUGUGUGUGUGUGUGUGUGUGUGUGUGUGUUUUGGUUGGGUUUUUUUGUUUGUUUUUUGAUUUUGGGGGUUUUUUUGUUUUUUGUUUUUUGUUUGUUUGUUUGUUUGUUUUUUGUUUGGUUUGAGACAAGUUCUCACUCUAUAGCCCUGGCUGGCCUAAAACUCACUGUGUAGGCCAGGCUGACCUCACACUUACAAAGAUCCAUCUGUCUGCCUCUGCCUCUGGCUCCUGAGAGAUGGGAUAAAGCACACACGCCACUGCAACUGGCUGUCACUUGCUUUUGUCCUACUUAUUGUGCUUUGUAACACACGUGUCUUUUAUGUGUUUAGAUUACUCUUUUCUCGUGCAGCUUUUGUCUACGGUUUUGUGUUUUAAGUCUUUUGCACUUGAAAAUGAGAUAAAUGUUCGCCCCAUGUUGGCUUCCAGUCUCCUCUAUGGCUUCAUUUUUUCCAUUUACUGUAGAGGUCAAAAGUGUGGGUACUGGAGCCAGACUGUCUGGAACAGCCUCACCUCAAGUCAUCUGUGUGAAUCUUACCCAGGCACUUAACCUCUCUGUACCUCCAUUUCCUCGUAUGUACUGUGAUGCUUAUAACACUACCUACCUCAGAGGCGCUUUCUGAGGAUUACAUCUAUUAAUCAUGGUAGGUGUUUAGCAUAAGGCCAAACACAACAGUGAUCGACAUUAAAAUGUAUCUCUUUAGUGGAUCUGGAAAUUAUUCUAGAGCAUCUGAUGACAGUGACAUUUCAAGUGGGCAGAGAGGUAUUGGUGGGAAAGUGGGCUAUCAUUCUACCCAGUCACUUUAUUUUCCCCUAAUUGUCUCAGAAUCGUUUGUUAAUUCAUCCUGCACUGCUCCUCAUGUUGAAAUGUUGCAUUCAUCACAAAUUCCGUUCCCUCUGUGUAUAAGUCAACGCCAAGGCUUUCUCCUCUGAUCUGGCCCUUAGCGUGUAUUCUUCUACAGAACCCACGCUAUUUUUCUGAUGUUGCUUUGCAAAACAAUUCAAUACUAGCCAUGGGUAUCUCUGGCCCCUAGCAGCGUUAGUCCUCCAGACAGAGGCCGGGGAUUAUUUGGGUCAGUUCUCUCCUGCCUCUCAUUCUUUUGUUCAUUAUUUCUCUGUCAUUAUUCCUCUAAACUGUCCUCAUUGUCUCUCUGUGUGUUCUAUUCCUAUUCCAUCUCAUGUCUUUCUCGAUUUCUCUAUCUGUAUCUCUUCUAUAUCUGUAUUUACAAACACAUUAUAUAUAUAUAUAUAUAUGUAUAUAUAUAUGUAUAUAUAUAUAUAUCAUCCAUAAGAUUUGCCCCAGACACAGGACAGAAAGACUCUGAAUUUCCUCCAUCCCAUACUCUUUGUUCCCUAGUCUAGAAGGGCAAACUGGGCUCAGACAGGAAGGCUCCCUCCCAGGCCUCACAGAGAUGUUGUGUCAGAGUUAAACUGAAGAUCAGAUCUCAGAAUUCUCAGUGGGAUCUUGACUCUGACCAUCCCCCAUUGCAGACCUCAGUUUACCUCUCAGUACCCAGGAGCUAACAGAACACCUGAGGUCUCAUUCCCUCUUCUACCUUCUCACAAGUUGGAUCCAGAUUUGCAGAGGAUGGUCCAUAAUCAUGGCAUGGGGCCAUGCCUCACAAGCUCUGGCCUGUGUGAGGUUCUGGGCCCCAUGAGUCAGAAGUCCUAGCUGACCAAAGAAUACUAGUAAUGAUGGAGAAAUAUCAGUUAAGUAUGAACCCUCAGAGUUCAUACUGGGCUCCUUGGGACCACCAUUCUGGGCCCUUCCAAAAAGCCUGGUGGUAUGCUCUUUCCAUGAGGGCCAGGCCAAAUAUCUUCCUCUUAUCCCUGUCUCUGGAAAAACGUUGUUAUUUCUGGACAGUUGUCCCAGGAUACCAGGUCUGGAGCCAUUUAUCAGUCACUGACAUUUGCUCAGCGUUUUUGUGUACUAACUUUGCAAGAUGGCUCCUGUUUCUGUCCCAGAUUAGAAAGGACAGAAAGACCCCGGCCAUCCUUCAUCCCACACUCUUCCCUCCCCAGUCUAGAAGGGCAAAGUGGGCUCAGAGAUGGACAGGAAGGCCCUUUGUCCCAGAAGGGCAAAGCCUGGCCCUAGAUCAGGACAGUAGAGCGUUUUCCAACCGUCUGCCUUAAUGGAGCUCAGGAGGCGGCUGAGGACCUGCUGACACUCCAGACGGAGCCAGAGGCCUUAUGGAGCUUGGAGCUUCCUGGCUUUGGGUGGUUUCCAUUUCUUUGGGCUCUGGGACAUCGAUCCACACAGUGAGAAGGUGGAAACAUAUACCCUACAGAGUCGGUGUUCUUGAAAUUCUGAAAUCCGUUGGCUCUGAUAAGUGAUAUUCAACGGUUCUGAGUUUCUGUUACUACAGCAUUUGAAGACCCAAAGGGGUCUCACGAGGCCUGCCUAACACUCACCAAGCAUCCAGCCUUGGGCCCCUCUGACAUCCAAGAAAGGCAGAAUCUAUAGAACUUGGGUUUUGCAUGGUAGCCAGAUGGACGUCACCUACCACAUCCGCUAGCACCCACAUCACCCUACCUGGGCCUAUCCGGCUACAGGAUAAACUAGCCACUUCUCAGAACGAAACCUGUGGGGUGGGUUGUCUGCCCCCUUCUCUUCCUCCUUGUUGCCGAUGAAGCCCAAUGCAUCCGGCCGCCAUGACGUCAAUGGCAGAAAAAUCUGGCCAAGUUGGGGUUGUGACAACAGGGCCCAGAUAUAGACCCCGAUAGGAAAACAUAUUCUAUGUCCCAGAAACAACCUCCAUACAGCUUCUAAGAAACAGUCAAAAAGGAACGCCCCAACAGACAGUGCAGGAAGCUGGCUGGCCAGCCCAGCCCUCCAGGUCCCUAGAACCACUAGACAGACCAUAUGCAAUUCAGGUCCCUUUCCGAGAAUGUAGUGAUGCUUCACAGUCACACCAGUUCCAGAUGUGUUUAAAGAAGGAGAUUUCUUAUAAGUUCUGACCAAAUAUACGGAGCGCUUCAAAAGUGACCAUGGUCCGGCCACGUGGGCUAAGCCAGUAUAAUGGAAAAUCCCACUCAUCAAACUUGACACACAUUUGCUUGGGCUACUGUAAUGAAGUAUCACAAAUGAAGUGAUGUACAUAGCAUAGAACUAUCAUGUCAUAGUUCUGGAGGAUAUAAGACCAAGAUGAAGAUGGCGUCAGGGUUGAUUCUUCCUAUAAUUCCUGCCCUUCUUUUCAUUUCUGAUGCUUUCCUUUGCUGCUCUUUCUUGGAGAAGCAUCGCAUCAUGGCUGCCUGCCUUCAUUCAGUCUUUCAGCUCAUCGCAUGACGGUUCUAGGAAGCCAGUCUCAGCCCCCACAGACCCAGACACUUCAUGCUAAUGUUUUAACCCAUGACACACUAGUUUUAAUACCUCGGUUCUUGGACUAAUCUCUCUGAGCUCUGAGGAGCCCCAGACGUGAUAGCAGAUAAGAUCCACUUGCCUUCCAAAACCGUCCAUGCUUUCCCCAGGCUGUUCACAAAAGAGAGAUGCCCAACCAUGUAGUAGAGAAGAAUGGAGAAUGACAUAGUCACAUGCACAUAAACAGCAGGGAAAACGUGCUCUAUAUACUUCCUAGCGAAAGAUGAGGUGAUAUCAGCCUGAAAUUGUAGUCUGUAAUCCCAGUACUCAAAAGGCAGAAGCAAGGAGUUUAGGGACAGCCUAGGUAUACAGUGAGUUCCAGGCUAGCCCAGGCUACAUGAGACCCUAUCUAAAAAGGAAAGGAGGUCCCAGGCUAUGACAAGUCUAUAGAAUUCUGAACUUGGCUAUCCCCUUAAUUAAAAUGAGGGUGGAAUUCUAUAGUCAGUUCAAGAUCUGGUUCUGUCUCUGACUAGAACUAUAAGAUCCUGAAAAAAAAAUGAAAGCCACUGUCUUAAGGGAAUGUAAGGUACUCGGCUCAGCACAGGAACCUGAGUCGCCAUGUAGAGCUUUGAGGAGGAAAUCAGAAGACUGAAGGGCAGAGAUUGAGGAGCUCCGUGGGGCCCUGGAUCAAGCAACCCUGUCCAUCUUUUUUUCUGGCACCUGCCAUGCCAACUCCAUGCCAGACAAAAGCCCAGAGAAGACAAACCCACGCUGUGGCCCUGAGCUCUGCAGUGAUGAAUUCUACCUGCAAGUCUCCCCUGCAUCUACUGCUUACCUUUGCAUCAAGCCACACCUGACUAUCGCUGCAAACCGUGCUCCUCCAUCCUCUCCCAUCUAUCUCUGGUAAUGCCCACUGUCGUAGCUGCUUAUGCCAAAACCCAGGUGUCAUCUUGACCUUUUCUCUCAUCUCCAUCCAAGCUCCGGCAACUUUUCCUGACUCUGCCUUCACACGAGACUUGGAAGUCAGCCACGUUUCGGCAGCUCCUCUGCCGUUAUCCAGGUUGGUAGCACCAGCGUCACUCCCCUCCACUAUCUCAGCAGACUUCCCACUAGUACAGUAGCCACUCCCUGUAGCCUUCCCACUCACGGCAUCCAGCUGAAUCUUUUGAGUCCGCCCAAGUCACUGGAAUAAAAUGACAAGAAGAGAGUCCAAGACAAGCCUUGGCAGAAUCAGCAAAGACUGUGAGGCCUGUGCAGAGUGCCGAGGCCCCACAAACCAACUCCCCAUUGCCCCGCAUCCAUGACAGGACUGUGUGGUGUAUGCAAGCAAGUGAGGUGCUGGACAUAUGCGUGUGUGGGAUAUAUACAUCAACCUGUGCUCCUGAUAUCAGGGAAGGUAGGGUAUGUGUAUGUAAGACAGGCCAGAGGUAUAGUCACGGGGCCCUUUGUGGCAUGUCCCAGCCAACACCUAUUCUGACCAGAGGCUGGAAAUGUUGAACUAUCUUACACCAUCUGUAAAUGUUGACUUUCUUACACCAUCCCUGGAAUGCAUGUGACUUCACUCCACUGUUGUCCUUUCAGCCUGCCUCAGACAAGAACCUGAUGCCCAACCCAAGGCCAGCUAAGCCUAUGGCUCCUUCCUUGGCCCCUGGCCCGUCCCCAGGAGGCUUGCCAAGCUGGAAGACUGCGCCCAAGGGCUCAGAACUCCUAGGGACCAGGGGUCCUGGGGGACCCUUCCAAGGCCGGGACCUGCGAAGUGGGGCCCACACCUCCUCUUCUUCCUUGAACCCCCUGCCACCAUCACAGCUGCAGCUGCCUACAGUGCCCCUAGUCAUGGUGGCACCCUCUGGGGCCCGACUAGGCCCCUCACCGCACCUGCAGGCACUUCUCCAGGACAGACCACACUUUAUGCAUCAGCUCUCCACUGUAGACGCACAUGGCCACACCCCUGUGCUACAAGUGCGCCCACUGGACAACCCAGCGAUGAUCGGCCUCCCACCGCCUACUGCUGCCACUGGAGUCUUCUCCCUCAAGGCCCGGCCUGGCCUGCCACCUGGGAUCAAUGUGGCCAGUCUGGAAUGGGUGUCCAGGGAGCCGGCUCUACUCUGCACCUUCCCACGCUCAGGUACACCCAGGAAAGACAGCAACCUUCUGGCUGCACCACAAGGAUCCUACCCACUGCUGGCAAACGGAGUCUGCAAGUGGCCGGGUUGUGAGAAGGCCUUCGAGGAGCCGGGAGAGUUUCUCAAGCACUGCCAAGCAGAUCACCUCUUGGAUGAGAAGGGCAAGGCCCAGUGCCUCCUCCAGAGAGAAGUGGUGCAGUCUCUGGAGCAGCAGCUGGAGCUGGAAAAGGAGAAGCUGGGAGCUAUGCAGGCCCACCUGGCUGGGAAGAUGGCAUUGACAAAAGCUCCACCUGUGGCCUCAGUGGACAAGAGCUCCUGCUGCCUCGUAGCCACCAGCACCCAGGGCAGCGUCCUCCCGGCCUGGUCUAGUCCCCGGGAAGCUUCAGACAGCUUGUUUGCUGUGCGGAGACACCUCUGGGGAAGCCAUGGAAACAGCACCUUUCCAGAGUUCUUCCACAACAUGGACUACUUCAAGUACCAUAAUAUGCGGCCCCCUUUCACCUAUGCCACCCUCAUCCGAUGGGCCAUCCUGGAAGCUCCAGAGAGGCAGAGGACACUCAAUGAAAUCUACCAUUGGUUCACACGCAUGUUCGCCUACUUCAGAAACCACCCCGCCACCUGGAAGAAUGCCAUCCGCCACAACCUGAGCCUGCACAAGUGCUUUGUGCGAGUGGAGAGUGAGAAGGGAGCAGUGUGGACCGUAGAUGAAUUUGAGUUUCGCAAGAAGAGGAGCCAACGCCCCAGCAAGUGCUCCAACCCCUGCCCUUGACCUCAAAACCAAGAAAACAUGGACGGGGGCCAAAACAUGAGACUGAGGCUGUAGGGGCAAGGAGGCAAGUCCUGGACAUACCUAUGGAGACCAGGCAGUGAGGUUUCUGCCAUCUUGCCUAUCAGGGCCUCCACUCUCUAUCUAGCUGCCCUCCUGAGAGGGGUGCCAAUCUCAACCUAGCCCCUAGCCCCAACCUACCCCCAAGAUGAGCUUUCCAGCCAAACAGCCCUCACAACCAGCUAUACAUAUAUCUGCCUUGGCCACUGCCAAGCAGAAAAAUGACAGACACAGUUCCUAAUACUGUCCCUUGGACUCAACCCAAACCCUAAAACACGAAGAGCCUGCCUUCGCACAUUCAUGGGCCCUCAAAGUUACAAUCCUGCAAUUGCACGUGACUGCAAUCCUACUGACUCAUAGCCCAACACUCACCCACAACGUCUGCAACCACAGACACUAUGACACAUAGCAGGGGUGUAGAUGCAGACCCUCGUACAGGAGCAGCGCUGGAACCUUCAGAAUUAGCAUCCCAGAAAACCACACAGGCAUAACUGAUCAUACGUAGCCUCUAGUAAUGCCCAAAAAAUAUCAAGUCAGACACAGCUUGUCAGAACGCACACGUGUACAUGUACACACAUGCAGCCCCUCCACCGUAUCUCCUGAGUUCCAUGAAUACACACCGACUUUCCAAAAUGUACCCCAUGUAUCACUUGCCACUAACCCCAGUCCCCUACCCCCAAGCCCCAAUCCAUGCCUAAGCGUGGCCCACAGAAGAACUUCUCUUUUAUUUGGAAUCCAAGGCCCCUGGUCCCCAGUGCCCAUCCAAUAAACUGUGGUCAAGCUGGACAAUCACCCUGA